This is a messenger RNA of Penicillium angulare, 1689 nucleotides long. RefSeq lists its product as uncharacterized. The transcript has 3 exons. Lineage: Eukaryota; Fungi; Ascomycota; Eurotiomycetes; Eurotiales; Aspergillaceae. The record is from RefSeq and is a predicted model, not a curated record. Bases 1 to 1689 code for a protein of 562 amino acids.
AUGGGUUCCGAGCUUGGCAUCACUGCCAGCACCGCGGAGCUGAUUGAUCUGUCUCCUGUCAGUAUUUGGUGGGCCACAUGGGCUUGCGUUUGGACAGUAUGCGUGGCGCUUGGUGUGACAUAUCUCAUCAUCAAUCGAAAUGCACCUACCCUUCGAAUCCGUGGUCUUACGCUCUCACUCUCUUCUAUCGGCUUACUUCACUUGUAUUGGGCUGUGUGCCAGUUCGCAACUAUGAUCGGUGCUUUGCUGCCCGGUGAUUGCCAGUACUGGGUUAUGGGUCUCUUUUUGCCAUUGGGUAUCUCCCUGUUUCACGCGUCCAGCACUCGUUUCCUGCACGUCGCCAAACUUCAGAAGAAGUAUGCUCAAUAUGGUCACCACCUUUUUGAGAUUCCUUCUGAGAAGCCCAAAGCCGGUUUAAUCAGCCGUUUCCGUGCUCUGUCAUACAAUGUGAAGAUUUUGACUGUUGUUGGAAUCGGCAUGGUCUUUCAAAUCUUUCUCACUGUCCUUAUGUGGGUCAUAUCCCGCAAGUGGCACAGCUCCUGGGGUAUCCCUGGAACUGAAGUACAUGGAACCGUGAUGGCUCAAAAGACUGCCCAGGGUUCUGGAUGGGAGUGGUGGCCUGGUGUUGCUUAUCAGCUUUUCUGGGCUUGGAUCGUUGCUCCCAUUGUCCUUUGGAAGUCUCGUAACAUCCAGGACACUCAAGGCUGGCGAACACAGACAAUUGGUUGUGCUCUUGCUAAUCUUCAUGGGACCCCUAUGUGGCUUAUUGGUCUUUACGUUCCUGCUAUGGCCCCAGUCAACGCUGUCUGGGUUCCACCUCAGUGGAUUUGCCUUUCUAUUUGGUUUAUGGAAAUUUUCACCGUUUUCGUUCCAUGCUACGAGGUCUGGCGAUCUCACACUCUCCGCAAGGAGACACUGGAUUCCAUUGCACGAUGGGAGCUUAAGGUCAAAUCGAGUGGGUCGGAUGAAAAGUCGCUGAAUUCUACGACCACAAUGGUUGACUCCAUCGUGUCUGGCUGGAAGUCAACCAACGAUUCCAUCAAGACUACCGACUCUCGCGACAGUGUCCUCACCAUGCAUGCGCUGGAACAUGUUCUCGACCGUAACCCGGCACCUUUGCAGAAAUUCUCCGCGCUCAAGGAAUUCUCAGGUGAAAACAUCGCGUUCCUCACUGCAGUCUCUGAUUGGAAGCGCUCUGUUCCUGCGGCCAUGAUCGAUGGUUCUUCGCAAAACGCACAGGACAAGACAGCGAUCCGGGAAUGCUUCAACCGCGCUUUGCACAUCUAUGCCGAAUUUAUCAGCGUUCGCCAUGCCAAUUUCCCUCUCAACAUCUCAUCUCAGGAUAUGUGUGCCCUUGAUGCUAUCUUCGACAGACCUACUCAGCUUCUGUAUGGCGAAGAGCGUGAAACCAACCCUGUCAGCCCCUUUGACAAGUUUACAUUUGAUCUUCCCUCUCCAGCUCUGACCGAGUCCUCAGAGAAGGCUAUCAAUCCCUCUGCCACCGAGAUCAGAAACCUGGUGCAGUUCUGGGGUAAAAUCCCGGAAGAAUUCACUGGCUCUGUGUUUGAUGAUGCCGAGAAGAGCAUCAAGUACCUUGUCCUCACAAACACAUGGCCCAAGUUCAUCAAGGAACGCAGGACUUCGACGGAGUCUGCUGGUUCUAUUCAGUCUGACGCCACUGCCGUCUAG